Messenger RNA from Penicillium soppii, 1188 nucleotides. RefSeq lists its product as uncharacterized. NCBI's taxonomy places the organism in Eukaryota, Fungi, Ascomycota, Eurotiomycetes, Eurotiales, Aspergillaceae. The transcript has a single exon. The coding region runs from base 1 to 1188 and encodes 395 amino acids. The record is from RefSeq and is a predicted model, not a curated record.
AUGACGGGACGGGCCGCGAUGCGAACCCCUGAACCGCCCGACCGCGAUGAACGCGAGGAUUCGCCACCGCGACUGUCGAGACCGAAGCGCACCACCAAACCACCGAAAAACUAUGCUCGAGAGCAAGAGAUCGACAACGAGCAGAGGAAGACGCGACCGCUACCAAAGAAGAGAAUCGAACCCGAAGACCAGCCUGACGUGGGAACUUCGGACGACUCCGCGACCGAGGGCGACGACCUCGAUGUCAGCAAUCUGGUGCAAGAGAUCGCCAAACUCAGGAGGGAGAUCAGACUCCGCGAUGAGAUACAUAAGGAAGAAUUACUAAAAGCCCAAGCAGAGUUUAGUGCGGCUCUCGCCGAGGUCCGACACGAGCUACAGAACCUGACUGAUAGACCCUUGACACCGCAAUGCCACUCCGAGGCAUGCUCUCAGAACAACCAUGAUGCGAUUCUCCGCGAGAUUCAAUCCUUACGCGAAGAAAUCGGCGUCCCCGCUCCCACGAGUUCCCCAUCCUAUACAGAUGUCGCGCGCACUCCUCCAACCAGCUACCCAAGCAAUAUACGGACACUGUUAACGCUAGGCACGACACCGACCACCUUUACCGAAACUUUGUACUGUACGAUAGACACCUCGAAGAUGACCGAAAAUGAAAAUAAGAAGAUAUCCGCGGGCUCAAUCAGGGCCGCAAUCGAGAAAGAGAUCCGAACGAUGGAUAAUCACACCCACUGGCGCUGCCGCGCGGUCACCGUGAGUCUAAGAGACCCUAAUCGGAUCAGGAUUGCGUGUCGUGAUAAAGCCGAGCACCAGCUGGUCAAGAAAGUGGCGGAAGAAAAGAUCGGAACAGGAUCCCGGGUGCUCCGGGACGAGCUCUACCCGAUCAAGGUCGACGGCGUUAAGAGGGCUGCGGUGCUAGAUGACAACCAUGCCAUUCUGGCUGGAGCAACCGUAGCACUAAGUGAAGAAAACGAAAGUACAGUCGCUAAGAUGACGUGGCUUAGCAGUAAGGAAGCCGCGAAGCCAUAUAGCUCGAUGGUCGUGUACCUCACUAAAGGCUCCGACGCGCGGAGGCUCCUGGCCGACGGAUACUUCCACGUUGGAGGGGAAUCCGGGACAACCAGCGUCUUUGAAUAUCGGCCACGACCGAUGCAAUGUUAUAACUGCCAGGAGAUUGGUCACAAGGCAUUCUAA